CAGCCAGCCAAUUUCAACUUCAAACAACCAUGACGCCAACUGCCUCGAUUGACUCCAACAACAAGGGUUGCCUAGCGCAGUUCUGUACUGUAGGUUCAGUGGCCGUCAGGUUUGAACUACAGAUAGUCCACACCAUCCUUGCGGUAUCGAUCCCGCCUCGAGAGGGUUCCAGCGAGUUUCAAGCCUUAUAAAUCGAAUCACCGGUCUGUUGUCGAUUUUCAUUUACUGAUGUUGAUGUGGGGUCGUUUGCAAGCUAUCAGGUAGGCUUUCUUUCUCCUUGGUUGUUGUUGUAGUGUUUCGGCUAUAAAAGAGAGGGGCUUCAAAGUCCAUUAUCAUCCCUCCUCAUCACUAGUCGUUAUAGAAUUCCGAACUUGUCUGAGAUGGUCUAACUGCUAAUCCGAGCUGAAAAGGACUGAGUCGCUAGUUCAAUUAUCAAUCAUUGCUACUAUCCCACUCAGGGUGAUUGAUCGUUCCAAGAAGCGUAGCAUUUUUGGCUGUAUAUAAAAAAAACUGAAAAUUUUUAAUAGUUAGCAAGAGAAAUGAAGCACCC
Puccinia graminis f. sp. tritici CRL 75-36-700-3 is the source of this 550-nucleotide messenger RNA. RefSeq lists its product as uncharacterized. NCBI's taxonomy places the organism in Eukaryota, Fungi, Basidiomycota, Pucciniomycetes, Pucciniales, Pucciniaceae. The record is from RefSeq and is a predicted model, not a curated record. Bases 30 to 191 code for a protein of 53 amino acids. The transcript has 3 exons.